Messenger RNA from Ixodes scapularis (black-legged tick), 1539 nucleotides. RefSeq lists its product as uncharacterized. The record is from RefSeq and is a predicted model, not a curated record. The transcript has 2 exons. Bases 1 to 1539 code for a protein of 512 amino acids. Lineage: Eukaryota; Metazoa; Arthropoda; Arachnida; Ixodida; Ixodidae.
AUGAUCAGUGCCCGUUUACUGCUCAAAAGUAAAGUGUCCUUUCAUAUGUUCCCCAAAACAGACAACGUCUAUCGGAAGUGGAUCACAGCAAUCAGGCGUGAUGAAAGUAGACUAUUUAAAGUGUCGAAGGCAACAAAAGUCUGCUCGAAGCACUUUGUGGAAACAGACUUUGUGCGUAAUGUGGCCAGUGGCCGCAGGCUGCUCUACGAACACGCAGUUCCAUCAGUGUUCAGUUUCACCAAGCCUAGAGUCACUAGGAAGCCACCGAAGGAGAGACUUCCACCAGUCAUACACCAGGCUUUGCAAGACCUUGAAGACCCAAACCGAAACUUGGAACAAGAAUCGCAAAAUCACGAAGACCCGUUCCCUAUCCCCGAGCUGCAAGAAGUAUGUCCACAAGUCACCGCAGAGUUCAUGGGAGCGCCACCUUGCACGUGCAACCUGGGGCCAGAGCUUGACAUGAAGAAGGCUGUGGAGAGAAGGCAACAAAAAGACAUUGAUUCACUGCGUGCCAAACUGAAACGGAGCAAAGCGCAGGUGUACAGAUUAAAAGCUCAGCUGGAGGCCGCACUUGCAAAAUGUGAAGUGCUAGAAGCAAGAAGUGUGCCCUUCGGCGUAGAGAAAUUCCGAGCCAAUGAUGAGGACAUUCAGUUUUAUACUGGGUUGCCCAAUUACCGGAGUUUCCUUAUUCUUCUAAAUUUUGUCGACGCUGGCGAAAAUGGGAAAAAUAUUCUCAUGCAACAUGGGUGGCACUCCUCUGUCUCGCAGAAGGCCGGACGGCGACGAAAGCUGUCGGCAGAAAACCAGCUGUUUCUGGUCCUCAUGAAGUUGAAGGGCGGAAUCUUCCACAAACACCUAGGCCAUCUGUUUGACAUUUCAAUGAGCACCGUGUCAAAAUUGUUCAGUGCAUGGAUGAGCUUCCUCUACCUGAACCUUACCCAGCUGGGUCUUUGGCUGCCACGGCAGGCCAUCGACACCACCAUGCCAGUUGCGUUCUUGGACAAGUAUCCGACGACGCGAGUCAUCAUAGAUGCUACGGAAGUCAGAUGCGAAGUAGCAAGUUCCUUUGUCACACAGUCGGGAACUUACUCUUACUAUAAGUCAACGAACACAUUCAAAGGUCUCGUCGGCAUUUCGCCUAAUGGCCUUGUGACAUUUGUGUCAGAGUUGUAUAUGGGAUCUGUCUCUGACAAAGAAAUUGUGAUAAAGAGUGGACUGCUCACGAUGCCUUUUGAUCAAGGGGACUCUGUCAUGGCUGACAAAGGAUUCAAGAUUGCCGACCUUCUAAAAGAUCUUGGUGUCAUGCUUAAUAUCCCUUCUUUUCUAAAUCGGGGCAAAUUUUCAGUUGAGGAAGUGGAGGAAACCCAGGACAUCGCAGCUUUGAGGAUCCAUGUUGAGCGACGCAUUCAAAGAAUUAAGUCGUUCCACAUCUUUGAUCGACCCAUCCCCAUCUCGCUGGCACCCCUUGCUAACCAAAUCUGGACUGUUUGUACCAUACUCACGAACAUGCAAUCACCAUUGAUUAAGGAUAACGAGUAA